Myxocyprinus asiaticus (Chinese sucker) is the source of this 1329-nucleotide messenger RNA. Its product is annotated as interferon gamma receptor 1-like. The coding region runs from base 151 to 1317 and encodes 388 amino acids. The transcript is spliced from 7 exons. Gene Ontology annotation, molecular function: protein binding. The record is from RefSeq and is a predicted model, not a curated record. Lineage: Eukaryota; Metazoa; Chordata; Actinopteri; Cypriniformes; Catostomidae.
UUCAGAGGAACUCACGUCAUUUCCAUGAAGAGCGUCGCGCUGCUCCCGCCCUCAUGUAGAUCUGAAACGAAACAUAACUUUUAUUAAACGUGAAGAACUAUUAUAUCGACGGGGUUAAUUUUAUGUUAAAUGGAGGAUUAUACUAUUUGAAUGUUUGUUUUAAACACCGUGGCAAUAAUGCGGAUACAGACCUGCCUCUUUACACUGAUCCUCAUCCACACCGCCGCUAGUGAAGCUCGGAGUCGCCUCUCUCCUCCCAUCAAUGUGUCUAUCCAGUGUGACAACUAUGGAGUUGAAGUACGCUGGCAAUAUCCUUAUCCCAGACAGAAUGUAUCCUUCCAGGUGGAGGUGAAAGACAAGGAUAAAAUAUGGGAACCUGUUACAACAGAAAAAAACUCUUUAAACAUAUCCAGUAUGCUGUGGAAUCCAGCGUACAAUCACUACGUUGUCACAGUGAUGGCCAUGUGGGGGACUCACACGUCUGAGAAAGCAGAAUCAGUUAUAUUCAGCUUCAAUCAAAAUGCAGCAAGCAAAAUAAAGUGUCAGUUGGACUUCCCUAAGGUUAAACUGUCUCCUAAAGAGGGCAAACUCCACCUAGAGUUCAGCAAUCCUCUGCAGCUCUAUAGAAACACACCAGCUCUACGCAAUCUCAACGAUCUUUUUGAAUAUUCUGUUGUAACAGAAGAGGGAAAAGAAGCAUUUAGAUGUGAAUUGAAUCUUGCAACAUGCGAGACUUCCAUUCAAUUUCGUGAGGAGAGGCAGAAAUAUUGUGUCAGUCUCACUGGAAAUAUCGGACAGAGACAGCUCAAGCCCACAUCAGGGUGUUACGAAGGAGACAUUAAAAGCUAUCUGUUCCUGUAUCCAGUGCUGGGUGGUAUUUUGGCGCUGCUUUUUAUAGCCGGUUUAUUAUUGCUGCUAGCAAAGAAACUCGACAAGAAAAUGAAAAAGAAAGCAGCCUAUGCUUUUCCCAAGUCCUUGGAAUUCGAGCCAACACAAACACACUUUUGCAACCCCCUGAUACUGGAGCCGAAGGAUGUGCCAAAUGACCUUCAGAUUGAACCGCCCACUUACAUUGGGGACUCUACAUUAUUAACAGAGAUCUUCAAUGAGGACCAGUCCUCAGAUUGUUCCAGUACUUCCGUCAGCUCUGACCACAGCAGCAACAAUGUGCAAGGCACAUUUAAUGAGUCAGACAAUUUGUCCACCAGCGACCUAUCGGCAGGAUAUGACUGUCCACAUGUCCUGAGACAAGAAAUAAGUCCUGGUGAUAUGGUAGAAGUUUACAGAGCCAACAAACACUCCUGGGCACUUCAAUAGAUGCAAGAGACU